Ostreobium quekettii is the source of this 1179-nucleotide messenger RNA. Lineage: Eukaryota; Viridiplantae; Chlorophyta; Ulvophyceae; Bryopsidales; Ostreobiaceae. The record is from the annotation of a GenBank genome assembly.
AUGGCAGCCCCGGAGGACGUGGGCCGCCUCAAGCGGCUGGUGCGCGAGGCCUUCGAGGAGCUGCUGGCCGUGAAGGGCCGCCUGAGGGCGCUCGAGCGCGACGGGGGCGAUCGGGGCGCCGGGGAUGACGCCCCGGCCGGAGCCAGCCAGGCGUGGGGGCGCGGCAGGCGGGAGAAGGCGGAAAGGGGGUUGCGGGUGGGCCAGGCGACGGUGCGCGGCGCGGUGGACAUCGUGGGCCGGGCGUCAUGGGUGAAGGGACAGGAGCAUGAUGAGACCCAUUCUGUGGCCUCCCGUCUCCGGUUGUCACUGCUCGUGCCCUUUGCUGAGGGGCUGGGCACUCUGGUAACUGAGCUGACCACCAUGCCACCCGACUCAGCUGUGCAAUUGAAGAAGGUGUUGGUGCGGCGCGAAUGGCCAUCAACUGGCAUCAAGGCAACCUUGGCGGCUCGUGGAGGGCAGGCACAGGACAUUGUGCCCACUCUAAAUCCACAUGCAGAACAGGGUUUGAGCCGCGUGUUGAGCCUUGGGAGCAGCCUGCACCAGUCUUGUGAAGGCGAGGGCUUCGGGUUAUCAUGGACUAAAGGGGGAUUCAUGCUGUCAGGGGCCCGCUUCUGGAAAACAGGGCAUCGAGACCAUCCAUUGACCUCGUCCAUUGCACAAGUCGUUGUGAGCCCCCUCAGGGGACUGUCCCUUGGAGCGGUUGCCAUGCGGCAUGCAUCCACCACCCUGUGCGGCCGGAUGGGCAGCUCCAGCCCGUUCAGCCCACACCGAGUCGCAUCCAGGGAACGGAUGGACUCCCCUGCCGAGUUUGCCCACCCAGGCAUGAGUCCAAGACACACGUCUGGAAUGUCCAGAAUAGGGGCGACAGGUGCCCUCAACGUUUCUGAUGAGGUUCUGGUUUCUGGCUGGGUUGGUGUAGAUGUGGGCCGAUCCAUGCAGUUCCAGAGGCGCCUUGAGUCCUGGGGCCUGUGCGCGUCUUCGUACCCAUACCCUCAUGGCAUUACGUGGCGCACUGGAGUUGGGAGGAGCAUGGAGAUGGGCGUGCCCUCCACAACCGUGGAGGCUUCCGUGCAGGUGGACGCUGGCUCUGGCAUGCAUGUCUUCCCUGGCAUCGUCCUUCGCCAAAGGCCCGACGGUUGGAAACCCUUUCUGUGCAUGCGCUCGUUGUGGACCUUUUGA